UUUACUUCUUAACCCCUUCACACAUUUAUCGAUGCAACUCUACUUCCCCACACACACACACACACACAUGCUCUUCUUCACCUCUUCAUACACACACGCCUACUCCUCUUCUUAACUAUUAUAUAUAGUUACCAUAUACCCUAAUCAACACCAAGUGACCACUUGCCAAGACCAAAACAAUGAUGUUGCCGUAUAACGCAUACAACAGCUACCAGCACCAGUUCCCAUCGCCAGAGCUCGAAAUUCCCGAGAAGUGGAAGGUUCCCUACGGACACGACGAGACUGCUCCACCUUGUCCUCGCUGUGCAUCUUCCAACACCAAGUUUUGUUACUACAACAACUACAGCUUGUCUCAGCCUAGAUACUUCUGCAAAGGUUGCCGUCGAUACUGGACCAAAGGCGGCUCUCUCCGCAACAUUCCCGUCGGUGGAGGCUGUCGCAAGAGAAGCAGGAGCAGACAUAACAGUCACAAAAGGUUUGGUCAGAACGAGAAUCUGCAGCGAGAUGGUCUUAUCAACCAAGAUGAUGGGUCCCAGGCAAGCCAUGCUGGUUCUGUUAUUGAUCUGGCUGCGGUUUUCGCACAGUACGUGACUAACGGGAGCCCUUCGAGUACAGAUAACACUACCGGAUCUGAUCAAGAUUCACCGGUAACAACAACAACAACCAAUCAUGCUUUAGAUUCCUUGACUUGGGACAUCUGCCAAGAAACUGAUGUGAAUCUUGGAUUCUCUGGGACCGAGAAGAUCCAAGAUGGUUUUGGCCAGUUUCUCCAAGAAGAUGAAGAGGAGAUGUUCGAGUUCCAAGGUUUACUAGAUGACAAAGAGAUUCAAGAGAUCUUAGAUUGUUCAUUCUCGGACGAGCCAGACCAGUUGAUUUCCCAGGGGAGCUUCAUGAUCAAUGGUGAUCACUGGAGUUCAACAGAUCUUGCAACAUUCGGGAUUUGACCAAGAAGAUCAUUCCUUUCUAUUUAAUCAAAUAUACUUCAAUUAAUUACAUACUGAAAACGUACCAGUUACACGAAAAAGUCAUUCUUAUAUUGUUCAUUAAUUUACAUCACACAUGAACGCUCCCACGAGAUGGGAUCCGUGGAGUAGAGUACUGUAUAUUUUUACUGAAUAAUGAAUACAACUUACACUUUCUACAUAAGUAAUUUUACUGGCCAUGCUCUUGAAGUUCUUCUGCCUUGCCUUCUCUCCUUUCAGCUUUUGAUUUUGGAACAAACCUGUAAGUGUUAAAACUAAAUCUUAAUAGUUGUACUUCUGGUCCUG
Brassica oleracea var. oleracea is the source of this 1268-nucleotide messenger RNA. RefSeq names its product dof zinc finger protein DOF1.2. The coding region runs from base 180 to 944 and encodes 254 amino acids. Gene Ontology annotation, molecular function: DNA binding; DNA-binding transcription factor activity. Lineage: Eukaryota; Viridiplantae; Streptophyta; Magnoliopsida; Brassicales; Brassicaceae. Gene Ontology annotation, biological process: regulation of DNA-templated transcription. The record is from RefSeq and is a predicted model, not a curated record. The transcript has a single exon.